Messenger RNA from Odobenus rosmarus divergens (Pacific walrus), 1062 nucleotides. RefSeq names its product purine-rich element binding protein B (gene PURB). The coding region runs from base 11 to 919 and encodes 302 amino acids. Gene Ontology annotation, cellular component: nucleus. Gene Ontology annotation, molecular function: DNA-binding transcription factor activity, RNA polymerase II-specific; purine-rich negative regulatory element binding; RNA polymerase II transcription regulatory region sequence-specific DNA binding. The record is from RefSeq and is a predicted model, not a curated record. Lineage: Eukaryota; Metazoa; Chordata; Mammalia; Carnivora; Odobenidae. Gene Ontology annotation, biological process: regulation of transcription by RNA polymerase II. The transcript has a single exon.
GGCCGAGAAGAUGGCGGACGGCGACAGCGGCAGCGAACGCGGCGGCGGCGGGCCCGGCGGCUUCCAGCCCGCGGUCCGCGGAGGCGAGCAGGAGACGCAGGAGCUGGCCUCGAAGCGGCUGGACAUCCAGAACAAGCGCUUUUACCUGGACGUGAAGCAGAACGCUAAGGGCCGCUUCCUGAAGAUCGCCGAGGUGGGCGCGGGGGGCUCCAAGAGCCGCCUGACGCUGUCCAUGGCGGUGGCCGCCGAGUUCCGCGACUACCUGGGCGACUUCAUCGAGCACUACGCGCAGCUGGGCCCCAGCAGCCCGGAGCAGGUGGCGGCGGCGGGCGCCGAGGACGGCGGCGGGCCGCGGCGCGCGCUCAAGAGCGAGUUCCUGGUGCGCGAGAACCGCAAGUACUACCUGGACCUCAAGGAGAACCAGCGCGGCCGCUUCCUGCGCAUCCGCCAGACGGUCAACCGCGGCGGUGGCGGCCCCGGGCCCGGCGGCCUGCAGAGCGGCCAGACCAUUGCGCUGCCCGCGCAGGGCCUCAUCGAGUUCCGGGACGCGCUGGCGAAGCUCAUCGACGACUACGGCGGCGACGACGACGAGCUGGCGGGGGGCCCGGGCGGCGGCGCGGGGGGCGCGGGCGGCGGCCUGUACGGCGAGCUCCCGGAAGGCACCUCCAUCACCGUGGACUCCAAGCGCUUCUUCUUCGACGUGGGCUGCAACAAGUACGGCGUGUUUCUGCGCGUCAGUGAGGUGAAGCCGUCCUACCGCAACGCCAUCACCGUCCCCUUCAAAGCCUGGGGCAAGUUCGGGGGCGCCUUUUGCCGUUACGCGGACGAGAUGAAAGAGAUCCAGGAGCGGCAGAGGGAUAAGCUGUACGAGCGGCGCGGCGGCGACGAGUCGGAGUGCGAGGAGGUGGACGAGGACUGAGGGCGCCCUUUCCCCGACGGGCCCCCGCCCCGCCUCCGUCCCCUUGCCUGGAGAGCCCCCUUCCUGCUCAUCCCCAGGGAGCUAGUGGAGGCGGAGCCGGGAGGCCCCGUCGGGAGAACACAAAGUUAAAAAAUAAUACAGUU